Messenger RNA from Pogonomyrmex barbatus (red harvester ant), 2911 nucleotides. It is a transcript of the gene Syt1, whose product is annotated as synaptotagmin 1. The record is from RefSeq and is a predicted model, not a curated record. Gene Ontology annotation, biological process: synaptic vesicle endocytosis; calcium ion-regulated exocytosis of neurotransmitter. Gene Ontology annotation, cellular component: plasma membrane; dense core granule; axon. NCBI's taxonomy places the organism in Eukaryota, Metazoa, Arthropoda, Insecta, Hymenoptera, Formicidae. Gene Ontology annotation, molecular function: calcium-dependent phospholipid binding; SNARE binding; phosphatidylserine binding.
UUAUGGAUUGACGCGGACGAACUCCCACGCAUUGCUCGAUAAUACAUCGCCAUGCGCGAGAAAAUGCCACCGUUCAGAUUCAAAAGAGACACAAACACCGCUAAAACGCGUAGCGAGGAAGUCAGCAUCGAUACGACCGAGGCGGAUAUACAACUUCCUACAUAUGCCGAGGGAAAAGGAACUGAAACGGAGGAGGUCGUAACUGAAAGUCCAAAGAAAACCUUGGAGGCUAAACUUGAAAACUUAGGAAAAGAAGUAGGAAUACCAACAUGGGGUCUUGUUGCUAUUUUAAUAGGAGUAGGCAUAAUUGUUCUCGGCAUCUGCUUUUGCUGUAUACGAAGAUGUUGUCGCAAACGACGCUCCAAAGACGGCAAGAAGGGACUGAAGGGCGCGGUGGACCUAAAAUCCGUACAGCUUUUGGGGAGCACGUACAAGGACAAGGUUCAGCCGGAUAUGGAAGAAUUGACGGACAAUGCCGAGGAACCGGACGAGGCUGAGAGUAAGCAGAGCGAAGUUAAACUCGGAAAACUACAGUACAAGCUUGAGUACGAUUUUAAUUCCAACAGCCUCGCCGUAACGGUAAUACAAGCGGAAGAACUGCCGGCAUUGGACAUGGGUGGCACAUCAGAUCCAUAUGUAAAAGUGUAUUUAUUGCCAGAUAAAAAGAAAAAGUUCGAGACAAAAGUCCACAGAAAGACGUUAAAUCCGGUCUUCAAUGAAACGUUCACGUUUAAGAGCGUCCCUUAUGCCGAUGCCAUGAACAAAACUCUGGUCUUCGCCAUCUUCGACUUUGACAGAUUUUCGAAACACGAUCAGAUCGGCGAAGUUAAAGUGCCGCUCUGCCAAAUUGAUCUAGCGCAAACGAUUGAGGAAUGGAGAGAACUACAGAGUGUUGAAGGUGAAGGUGGACAGGAUAACAAACUGGGUGACAUAUGCUUCUCAUUGAGAUACGUACCAACGGCCGGAAAGCUCACAGUGGUCAUUCUGGAAGCCAAGAACCUGAAGAAGAUGGAUGUCGGUGGCCUCUCAGAUCCUUACGUUAAAAUCGCAUUGAUGCAAAAUGGAAAGAGAUUGAAGAAGAAGAAAACGUCGAUCAAGAAAUGCACUCUUAAUCCGUAUUACAACGAAUCAUUUACUUUCGAGGUACCCUUCGAGCAGAUACAGAAAGUACAACUCGUCGUCACUGUAGUAGAUUACGAUCGUAUCGGCACAUCAGAACCGAUUGGGAAGGUGGUGUUGGGAUAUAAUGCGAGUGGAACGGAAUUGAGACAUUGGUCCGAUAUGUUGGCGUCUCCCAGGCGUCCUAUCGCUCAGUGGCACACGCUGAAGGAUCCUGAAGACGGAGAUAAGAAGGAUUAAGAACGUUGACUUUCCACUUAAUAUACGGCUGACGUCAAUCCCAAGUGGAAGAUCGAUCGGAAAAAAAAGUUGAAAUUUUACGUGUGGAAUGAGACGCUGACUAUAUCGUCACUCAUCGAAAUAAAUAAAGUCUCGCUUUGUGAAUUCGCAAAGCGAGAGAUAAUCGUCGAUUGGAAGUCUCCUCCGCGACGGACGGAUCGACCGGAGGAGAUUCGAUCAUCAGGAAACGACAACGCAUAGCAUUUAUCACACGCGCAGAUUUAGGAAAUCCGUAAACCUUAUUGUCAAACAGUUAGAAUGUUAGAGUAACGGAUUCGCAAAUUGCGUCUUUUAAUCUCUUUUAGCGUGCCGCAGGCCUUGGAAGAAGCCUCCUUCCCCUUUUCCUAGAAUUUUCAUCUUACGAUCGCGCAUCGCGACUCGUUGUCGACUUCGUACGACGCGACAACGAGAUCGUAUGAUCCAUGCGAUCGUAAAAUCCCUCGCCGAUAUCGUGUUACCAGGUUUGAUUUUAUCGUUUAUUCAGGACCAAUUAUCGUAAACGAUAAUGUAUCGGGUAGAGCAUGUGCGAGAGGCACGUUAUUACGGUAGCAGCACUGUACUUAAAACACUUUAACGAAAAUUCAUGGAUCAAUAUAUUGUUGAAAACUCGGGAGCGUGGCGUCGACCGAGAGACAGCUGCGAUCGUGAUUUAUCCGAUUAUAUUGCAGAGUUAAAAUAAAAUUAAGAAUGGAAAAAUGACAAAGAAUAGAAAAAUUAAUUAAAUAUUUAUAGUCGUCCCUGAGUUAAAAAGUACUAUAUUGAAUUCUACUUCAAAUAAACUCGAUGCUUCCGUUCAAUUUAAUUUCCCAGUUUGUUUCUUAUUUUUUUGUAAAUUGCGUUUCAGCAAAUGCGAGAUAUAAAAAUUGCAAUUGCAAUCGGAACUUUCGGAGCGCGUGAACGUCAGCUCGUUUGCGAUUUUACGUGCGUCGGAAGUACCGUGCGUUCAUUCCUAUUAUCGGACGUGUGUGCAACAGUUUAAUGCUUCCGUCGCUUUCGAAGUAAUUUCAUCUCUUACGAAAUGAUUUCCGCCAUCGACGGCGCCAACGGAACAGCGACGGAACUGGUCGACGCCAUCGCUCGCGGAUUAAAAAUUUAGCUAGAAAUGGAUCUACUCUCUUUUCAAUUGUUCCUCUUUCCAUGUUUGAACAGUAAAACGGAUACGUUGCUGAAAGAAAGAGAUGGAGAGGAAGGAGGGAAAGAGAGAGCGGGAGCAGAAAAGGUGCGAUCGAAAAGAGAAUGGAUCUGGUUAAGGAAAACCACGUACGUCCUAUGUGUACAAUGUCGCUCAUUGUAUUGACAUCGUCAUUGAUAUCGAUUAUUACCAUUUACCAUUUACGAGUAACGUAUCUAAGUAGAGAUGGUGAAAAAUAUAACGUGAUGAAGUAAUAGAAACUAAGUAACGUGCACUGUGUAGUGUGAUAGUCGUAGAUCGUACGCUGAUCUCAGGAUCAUGUUGGGCGAAACACGCGACUCGUCAAGGAAAUCACGAUCGAUCCAUCCAGCAGGCUAAAAG